Messenger RNA from Girardinichthys multiradiatus, 2416 nucleotides. RefSeq names its product NACHT, LRR and PYD domains-containing protein 1b allele 2-like. The record is from RefSeq and is a predicted model, not a curated record. Gene Ontology annotation, biological process: regulation of apoptotic process. Gene Ontology annotation, molecular function: protein binding. Bases 204 to 1250 code for a protein of 348 amino acids. NCBI's taxonomy places the organism in Eukaryota, Metazoa, Chordata, Actinopteri, Cyprinodontiformes, Goodeidae. The transcript has 8 exons.
GGGGAAAUGGGAGUAAAUGACUCCUAGAGCAAAUGCACAGGGAACCAAAGACUCAGAAAGCAGAAAAAUAUGCAACAGAACCCACCAUACGAUAAAGUCACGAUUUACACCAAACGGUGACAAAGAAAGAAGGAAAACAUUAAGCUCCAUCAAGCUUCACACCUGAAGUGGAAACUCAACAUUUGAAGGUUUCAUACAGGUUCAUGUGUCCUGGUCCAGGUGUGUUCCAGUGCACUUUGACCGACCUGAUGUUUGUUAUGACUCAGGAGUCAGAGCUGCGGUACAGCAUCAUCCAAUGGGAUGAGAGCAUUCUUCGACCAGCUGGCAAGAUCCCUGCAGGGCCACUGUACAACAUCGAAUGUUCUAGUAAAGCAGCCUGUCAGCUCCAUCUCCCACACUGUGAAAUAAAAGAUGUGUUGUCCAUUGAAGGCCUUCUGUCUGUGGUACACAUUUCCAAUGAUGAUGGACUGAGCAUCGUUGAGUCCCCGAAGAUCACUGACACUCAUGUUAUUGUGAAGGUCUCUGAUCUUUCUCCUUUUGGUCUGGUUUGGGACUACAUAAAGAGGUUCAUGGAGAGAAAAGAUCCAGUGGCAAGCCAUGUCCUGUUGUACCUCGGACCGCUGAACCCUAAAGCACAGAACCAAAAGCUCUAUGUGUUUCUGCUGCCUAGGAACAUCUCAAAACAUGAGGUUAGCAAAGACCAGAAAGACUGUAAGUAUGUCCGGUCCACCUCCAACUGCAAACUCAUCAAAGACCAGAGAUACAUCCUUGCAUGUUCAAGAGCUUCACAGGACUAUAAAAUCCAACCUAAGAGAGCAGAGUUUGACCUACAUUUUGGAGAUCAGUACCACCCAACAUUUGAGAUCCGUCUUCCCAUCAACACAGAGGAAGUGGCAAUAAUACUUAAAGAUGAAACAGAUACGGUGGUCUGGGAGUAUGACGUCGAUCUGACCGAUCAUUCACAAAGUGAUGUCUCUUCAGGUGCCAGAGUGCAGUCAGAGAGCUCCAAUCGGGAGGAAAUCCUCUUGAACAUCCUGGAUGAACUAAGUGAGGAAGAGUUUCACAGGUUUAAAUGGUUCCUGAAGACUGGAUCCGCGAAACAUUGCUUCAAAGUAAAGGAAUUUAUGGCCACUUCAAGAGAGGACGUGGUGGAUCGGAUGGUGCAGCAUUACAGCCUUGAUGAAGCUGUGGAAGUUAUGAAGACAACAUUAAGGAAUAUUGACAGGAAUGAUCUGGUGAAGCGAAUGUAAAACCUUUGAACUGGAAGGAAGCAGCUAUUAGUUUAACAUGCAUUCAUGUUUGUUUGUUUCUGUUGUUUUGAUGGUUUGGUUUAAGCUGUUGUCUGGAAGAGAUUAGUUGACAUUUUACAGCUAACGGCUGAAGUCUUUCAGGUAGCUGAUGGUUCUGACACUGGUGAAAUUUACAUGUCGAUCAUUCACAGAUAAAGUACCAACUUAAACAGCAGCUGAAAGCUAAGCUGUCAUAGGAAGUUGAAAAUGAAAUGUUUUUUUCAAACUGUUUGUGGGUUAAAUGGGUUAUAUGGUUUUCUUAGUACCAGUUUGUUUCCACUGCUGCCAGAACCAAGCCUGGCAACAAAAACUACACCAACUGCACCAAGUCUACAAACCAUUUUCCUUAGGAACUCUAUUUACAAAUUAGACUUGGGAUAUUACGACAUCUCAAUCCAAUCAUGCAGUCAGAUUUAGAACAAAUUCCACACAGACAAAUGCAACCCAAUGCUGGCCCCAGUAGAACCAGAACCAGAUUCAGUAUAAACAACCAACACCAUAAGUGGCUGGGAGCUGAGAGGACAGCAAGCAGACACAGAAGAAAGUGAAUACACUAAUUUGGGUUGUUAGUUAAAUUCCCUGAUCUGUAAAAAUGCAGAACACAACAGAGGGUGAUGCAGGGAUCCAUCAUUUCUAAAGAACCUGUGGCUCCAUAGUGGAAAUUGCUUAAACUGCUUUAUGUGUCAGACAUUCAUUACCUUUGCUCAGGUGACCAGGUAGUUUUAACUCUGUAGAUUUAUUCAUUAAGUAGAAACUUCAAAUCCUAACAAUGGAACAUCUGUUGUGGAUGAGCUAAUCAUGUCCUGGUACUCCUACAUGCAGGUGUGAAUGCAUUCCAAACAUCUUGAGGACGGUUCCCUCAAGACCACCCUCUGCCUUCCUGACACACACUUAAGGUACCACUGCAUGCUAUGUGGAAGCAGCCUAACACACCAGCUGACAGAGCUGAUCUUAUUGGAUACUAAUCAAAACAGCAGCAAUAAAUCUGAUUCUGGAGUGUGGGAUGCAGCCAGGCAUGAAUAGUUGAAGACAGAUCUAAUGUACUGUGCUCUCUCGUUGGAAACUUUAUGAAUUUGGGGAGCACAGCUUUUAAUUCUACAUGAUUAAAGUCUCCAGCUACGAUCACA